This is a messenger RNA of Bicyclus anynana (squinting bush brown), 956 nucleotides long. Its product is annotated as serine hydrolase-like protein. The transcript has 5 exons. The coding region runs from base 19 to 945 and encodes 308 amino acids. The record is from RefSeq and is a predicted model, not a curated record. NCBI's taxonomy places the organism in Eukaryota, Metazoa, Arthropoda, Insecta, Lepidoptera, Nymphalidae.
GGUAUUUUUUACAGUACAAUGACAUUCCGGGAUACAGAAAAAGAAGUCACGAUAAAGGCGCCAUGGGGAAACAUUGCCGGUUUGACAUGGGGGGACCCUUCCAAAUCGCCUGUGUUCUUAGCGCCAGGACGUAUGGAGCCCUGUUCAGCCUUCCGUCCCCUGGUGUUGAGACUCCCCCGGGAUUUCUUUUACGUGGCCGUGGAUUUUCCCGGGAACGGGUUUUCUGAUCAUUUCCCCAAAGGUCUUCGCUUCACGACUUAUGACUUCGUACCAACGGUGGUCAAGGUGCAAGAGCAUUUUGGUUGGAACAGAUUCGCAUACGUCGGCCAUUCGCUCGGUGCUGCUGUGGGCAAGAUUUUCAACAUGGUGUACCCGGGUCGCCUGACACGUAUCGUGGACCUGGACCCGGUGCCGGCGUACCACAUCGUGGUACACUCCGACAUGGCGUCGUGGUACGCGCUCAUGUACGGCGAGCACUACACCGACGACGCGUACCGGAAACACACCGGCGGGAAAGAGAGGGCGCCACUGUACUCGUACCAACAGGCCAAAGAAAUGUUCAUGAAAGCCCAAGGCCUUACGGAGGAGGCCGCAGAUUGCAACUUGGAGCGACUUUUAGAACCUGUCGCAAACGGAUUGUAUAGAUUGACAUACGACCAAAGAAUGAAGAGCACAUUCGUGUUGCCGUACACGGCUGACAAUCUGCGAGCUAUGUACACACAGACAGACGUGCCCACGUUGGCUCUAUUGGCUCAAGACGUGGUAGCCCACCGGGUGUAUGACCAUGUACCAUUUGUGAUGGACGCGACCGCGUGGCCCAAUGGGAACUACACUUACAAAGUGGUGCCAGGGAACCAUGACGUUCAUGUCAACAAUCCGGACACUAUAGCAAACGAUGUUGCAAAGUUCUUACUUGAGGGUACUUCGAAUAAAUCUAAACUGUGAUUUUAGUUUUA